AGGGCGGCAGUGGUGGAGAAUAUUAACACCUUGGCACGUACUCAGACUGUGGCUAGAAGCCCUCCAGCCCUAGAAGCCAUGAUGAAUAAUGGACUCACAUCGGCGGUGGCUGUUUCGAAAGCCCCCUUGAUGGAUUUGAAGGCGAUCAUGAGCCAUGAUGACGCAAUCUUCGCCAAAUCAACCGCAAACCAAGUCAUCUUGCAGAAUCAGAUGCUGCUCGCGAAUCUGGUGGAUCGUGUCAAGACAAGAACCCCAGGAUUGGUUGGGCCUAGUGAAGAUAGAGAUAAACGCAGACUCAGGAUUAAGGAGGCUAUUCGCAACCGCGGUUUGAACCCAAACCUUGAAGACCUCUUCGACUCUGCAGAUCAGACAAUCGCGGACGAGAACAUGACGGUCUACAGUCCAGCCUCAUAUUUCAUGGAUCUGCUAAUGUAUCUUCGGAACAAUAACCUCGAUGGCAGGAUCUCGCCGGAUGUGAGUCGCUCAGGCGAAGACGAUAACUACAAAGACACUGCCCUUGGGGCGCUCUUUCGCCGAAGGCCGGACUUACAAGAUCUAGAGCUCACCCCAGCAAACACUUCAGCUAUGCUGCCAUAUAUCGAUCUCGUGAACGAGAUCAUGGAGUCAUUUGUAAUUCACCUGCCAGAGUACAUAGCCAACCAGAGUGGGCCGUCUCCGAUAGACUCAUUCAACGUUGGUACCCAAGAUUCUGACGAUCUCCUGUCUCAGCCUCAGAAUAUCAGAAUGGAUGCAUACCGUUACCUGGCUAGUGCUGUCUAUCCGCCGACACUACCUUAUCAUCAACCUGUGGAUGCCCAACGGGCCUUUCUGAAUUUUCUUGGCACCUCACGAGCCGAGAUUGUGAAUACAUUCAGACCUAAGCCACGCCUGCAGAAAUUCGAGGCUCCGAGAGCAUUGGAUGCUCAGUAUUAUUGCGAGGUCCUUGGAAUGCAGCAAGAAGAGUUCCUCAUUCUCACGAAGGGAGUCUUCUGGGAGAAGGAGUUCUUUGAGAUAUCAGCUGGCCUUUCGCCAAUGACCGAUGAACAGUACCAACGGCGUGUUGGUCUCAGAUCCCCUGUACAGUGCUGGGGUUAUUCGACCGCGGAAGAAAUGUUAUCAAUGGAUGAGAAUGCCAGAACGGGAGUGUCCUUUAUGAAAGAGCAACUCCUCCCAAGAUCUGGUCUGUCGUUCGUGGAGCUUGUUGACAUCGUUUCAACCGGCUUCGUAAAUCCUCAUAAACCCACGAGAUUGGAAAGAAUGGUGUUUGACAGCUUGCGGUAUAGCUAUAAGUUCUUACAAGAACUAGUCGACAACACUGGCACCGCCCGGUAUGAUCGCAUGGCGGAUUUCGUGGCCUCGCAUGUUUCAGAGCUCGACCUACAAGCUCUUCUUGAGCGCAGCAGCUUCCAGGCAGGUCCUUCGCCUUCAACCGAGAGCACUAUCAAGGAUAAUCUGAAGACGUGGAUUAGAAGCAACUUCAAGUCCAUAGGGAAGAUAACGGUAAUUGAUGCUGGAGAAGGUCCUCGUCUCAGAGUCGCGGGACGAAUUGUAGCGGUAAAUCGAACAGCGGCAGGGCUACCAUCUUCAUCCUUGGAAAUUGCCGAGCUUAACUCAGACGGCCGUAUCUUACAAGCUCCGGGUAUAGAGCUCAGUCAGGCCCCGGUUGCCACGCUCUUGGACGACGGCACAAUUCUGGAUUAUGCUGGUAACCGGAUGGGACAAGUUGGUCUCAAUUCUCGACUCAAUUUCUUUAUCGAAAACCAGCCAUUGUGGCUAAUCACGGGUGGUAAAUUGACAAACAGCUCUGUAAGCGAUGGUUCUGUCGACUUGGCCAACUCUCAAAAUUUCAACAAAGUGUGGUUCCUAGACGAGGGCAUGGGAGGAGGCGGCAGCAUUGACAAUGCUCGACUUGUUCACCUUGAUGGAUCGCCCUUGUCGCUCGAGGCCUGGGAUCGGCUGCAUCGGUUCAUCAGACUUUGGCGCAAACUUGGAUGGAGCACGGCAGAGACAGAUCGUGCUGUAUGCUCUUUGAUGAGAACAGAUGUGUCGAAUUCGCAGGUAGACGCAAUUACCAUGCCGGUCGCUGAUGCAGGUGGUACUACUUGGGGCAAAGACUCGAAACCGUUCGACUAUCAGCUACCAGUUGACUUCCAAGACUUUGAAGAUGACUUGACACCCGAUUCCUCUCAGGACCCAAAUUCGAGUCUUCCCUUGCCUGAUAUCACGUUCGGACUGAUAGAGCAGCUCGCUGCCGUGAAACAGAUCCUAAGCAGGACACACCUGACUCUCGAAGAGCUCCUGACCUUCUUUUCUUGUAUGACCUUUGAAGGGCCCAAGUCGCAGUAUGCACGACUUUUCCUGGCACGACAGCUUCGUAUGCAAUCGUCGGUCUUUGCACCAGAUUCCUCAGGUUCAUAUUUCUCCAGCACCCAAACUGUUUCCAUUCGGCAGCAGAUUUCGACUGUUGCGGCCGCCUUGUCAAUGAGACAAGAAGAUAUCACUUUUCUCCUAACACCACAAAAUGUCUUCCGUACGGGAACGGUUUCUGAUAUACUCAACAUGAACAAUAUUUCCAGACUCUACAGAUACGCACCGCUGGCAAGAGCCCUAUCAGUCCAAGUGAAAGACCUUUUCCAAAUCAUGGCGGGAUUUGGCGACCCCUUCACUUCUCCAAAAGCCUUUUUAGGACUCCUGGAUGACUGGGAGAAGAUGUCUGACGCCGGAUUUCCUUGGCCAGAAUUACGUUACGUGGUCGACCAAAUUCCAGCAUGGGCAGACCCCCUUGCAUUGACGGCCUAUGAGUCGCUCACCGUGGCUGCCUCGUUAAGAGCGAAAAUGAUUGAGAUCCAAAGUACUCAUCCAUUGGACUUGCCAGUGAGCAUGAGAACGCCUGAUCACACCAACAGCAUCGUCUCCUUGCUACUUCCUGCUAGCACCGUCGCCAAGAUAAUGGGUCUACUGCUUGGAACUUCCACCAGUUCGGUACCAGCCCCGGCCGUGCCAAUUGUCAACUUCAGCGAUUUGGUCGGCUUGUGUUCGCAUCAUGCAGCUGCUUACAUACAACUCUUGAGCAACUCAACAACAAAUCACGACAAUGGCAUACCUUCCGCACUUCAGAAGGCCUGGCAGAGCUCAGUCGAUCACAGAGUUUGUCAAAAGCCAAUUUCAACCUUUGAGAGGGUCAUGAAUGGAAUCCUUCCAAACAAAGUCAUCGAAGAAGAGCUCAGUGGGAAGGAUCAGGUGCUACUUGUACCCAAUUCAACAGAGGCUGUUACCGGGGUCAAUGCGCCGUCUCAAUCAGUCAAGAACACCGACAUCAGCAUGAUGUCGAACCCAAAGAUCGACCGAUUCUUAGCAUACUACAUUCCCUUUCUGCAAGCUAAGCUCACCUACAACUCAGUCCUCGACACAUUAGCGACCGUCGCAGGCUUCAGUGAUCUCAAUAUUGCAAAGACAUACCUGGAGAGCAUCAUAUCUACUGCCGAGAAGAGCAAGUUGCAUUGGCAGACAGCGUCUAUGGAAGCCCAGGAAAUUCCCCAGGAUCAUUAUGUUCCGUUGUGGAAAGGGUACCUGCGACCAACCACCACGGAUGUUUACCAGCUAUAUGCCAAAGACCUCGGCUUGCCGGCUGUUAAGAAUCGGCCGGCAGGCACAGUUGUUUUAGAUGGCCGCUCUAAAGAUUGGGGCGCACCCGUGGACAGCGACAGCGACACCUUUUAUCCUCUUGGGGACAAUCGACCAGGAUUACGGCUGAAUGCAUCUAAGCUGCAUCCUCUCACACUUACUGGCAUCUCCCCCAACCAGCUGUGCUGGAAAACGCAGACGACUGAUAUCGAGAGCAUACCAUCAACAUGCUUUCUGCCAGCUGGAACGCCAAAUCAAAUUUACAUCAUUCUUACAAAACUUCAAAAGUUGGCACUGUUCUCGAACCAUUUCAAGUUGAGCUCAGAAGAGAUCCUAUACAUCCAUCAAAACGCACAGACCUUCACCGAUCUGCCGCAAGACGAGGCCAAAGUCGAAAAUGUUCCGCUUGCCAACGUCCCUCCGGACUUUCCUGACAUAGAUCUGGACGGCAUACAUGCCCUAAGGGGUUGCACACGGUUGUACGAUUAUACAAAACUCCGAGAUCGAUUGCCGCAGAACACAACUUGGUCAUUGAUACAGCUUUUCUCCUGGGCAACACGAAAUGGACAGGCCAGCGGGGCAGAAUUGGCGCAAAAGAUAUCAUUUGCCACCUCCUGGCCAGCUGACAAAGUGCUGGUCCUUCUCAGAAAUAGCAACUUCACAGCUGGGAUUGCUUCCGAAUUUUGUAACGAGAGGAUUCUGAUACACUUGCAAGCACAACUUGACCUCUCGCGACGAAUGGCAGUCCCGCUGGACAACCUCUUCAUUUGGGCAAGUCCAUUGGGAACAGCUCCCAGAGACUUCCAUGCCUAUCAUGCGGCUUCCCAGGCCAUCCAGCAAAAUGCUCGCUCCCGGUUCGGUUCUACAGACUGGACCACAGCUGUUCGGCCUCUGAACAAUCUUCUUCGAGAGCAUCAAAGAUCAGCGUUAGUUGACUACCUCUUGGUGCAACGAAAAUUUGUUCAUGAAAAUAAUAUCGUCGACGCAGAUGGCCUCUUUGAGUUCUUCCUGAUAGAUGUUCAAAUGAAGCCCCUGGUAGAGACUUCCAGAAUUUUUCAAGCUAUCGCGACAGUUCAGCUGUUUGUCCAGCGCUGUAUGCUAGGUCUAGAAGAAGAUCUUGUGGUCGCCAAGGUGCUCGACCGACAGCGAUGGGAAUGGAUGCAGAACUACCGUGUCUGGCAAGCAAACCGACAAAUUUUCCUCUAUCCAGAGAACUGGAUUGUUCCCUCUCUUAGGGAUGACAAGUCGGAUAUUUUCAAGAAUUUCGAGUCCGAACUUCUUCAGACCAAUCUCUCCAAGGAUGCCGUAAGUACUGCGAUGCGCAACUAUGUUUGUAACCUAGCAGACUUGACAAAUCUUAAAGCAGUUGGCCUCCAUGUGGACAAGCGAGGGAAGGGCGACGUGCAUGUCUUCGCGCAGACCAGAACUUCUCCUUUUACUUUCUAUUACAACCGCUUUCGACUCGUGCAAGGUCAAUCAGGACAGUGGGAUGGUUGGCAGGAUAUGAAAAUUCAACUACCUGCCGUCCACGACACGCGCGCCAACACUACCGGUGUUUACAUGGCCCCGAUUGUGUUUGACGGACGUCUGAUCGUCUUUGUACCCGAAUUCACGCAACAGACUAUCCCAAGCUUAUCGGAAAACCAAACAUUCUCGGAACGCGGAGGGAAACCCGUCCAGGACUCUGUGCCGCAGAAGGUCUGGGAGUUGAAGAUGAGCUGGACCGAGUAUCGCAAUGGGAGUUGGACUCCUCGGAAGAAAUGCCCUCAGCCAUAUCGCGACAUCUUUGGGGAUGGAGACGUAAGCCAGUACAUCCUACUCCCAUGUCUUUUGUGGAAUGAUGGCCAGUCCACGGGACCCUCAGGUCGGGAUAUUUCUCCCAGCAGUGUGGCGAUAUAUGUAACGAAUCUUACGUUUCUAGCACGCCUUGCCGAUAGGAAUUUGCCACCAUUGGUUUUGGCUGGCUGGAAAUUUGAUGGGCGUCAGACAUCCAUAAUGACGCAGGAACGAGUGGAUUCCCUCAACUUGAGGGCUAGUCCUGGAGGCAAACGUAUCUUCCAAGUACAUCAACCAGACGCAACGUCUUCAGGUGCUGAAUUUUCAACAACCACAAGAUCAGCCGCAAUGUUCUCCUUACAGGGGAGCAACAUCUCCUCGGCCACAUUGGUUUCACCCGAGAAGAUCAUCACUCUGGACGGGCCCCUGCAGUUUGUCGAAGACGCAGACUCCUACAGCAACUUCUUGACUGCGGAAAGCUUGACCACCAGGGUUGCUGUCCAAUUCGAUCAACGGUCCAGACUGUACUCCUUAUACAACUGGGAGUGGGGUAUGCAUGCUUGUAUGGCGUUGAUGGACUCCCUUCUGAAGGCCCAACAAUUUGAGCAAGCUCGCAAUGUGGCUCAUUACGUGUUUGAUCCUUUCGCUCCUGGUGAUAAGAGCGACCCGUCCCGGUUUUGGAAGUUCCCUCCCUUCAAGGUGGCUUCAGUGGCUACCAUAGAAUCGCUGUUCCUAGAACUUGAGGCUGGAGCAGUGAACAAUCCUAUCAGCGACUGGAGAAACCACCCCUUCCAGCCUCAUGUGGUUGCGCGUAGUAGGCCCGAGGCGUACAUGAAGUGGAUUGUGAUCAACUACAUCAAGAUUCUGAUUGGCUGGGGCGACUCCCUAUUCUCGCAAAAUACCCUCGAAAGCAUUCCACAAGCUAUACAGUUGUAUGUUAUGGCGUCCCAUAUAUACGGUCCCCGGGGGCAGAUCAUCCCGCGACGAACAAAUCAUGUACCUCAGACCUUUAGAACGCUGUCGAGGAAGUUUGACGCGUUCUCCAAUGCGAUGGUCCAACUUGAAGAGGCGUUCCCCUUUAGUAAUCAAAUGCCUCUACCUGUCGGCAAACUACCACUAGACGACGAUGACAACCUGCCCAACCUCUUCGGAUCCGCUGGAACAUUAUACUUUGCCAUACCGGACAAUCCCAGCAUUCGACAGCUAGCUGCCACCAUCGAUGAUCGUCUGUUCAAAAUCAGGAAUUCAGAGGACCUCAAUGGAAAUUUCCGGGUGCUGCCAUUGCUUGCUCCUCCGAUAGACCCUGCUCUGCUC
Messenger RNA from Boeremia exigua, 6714 nucleotides. RefSeq lists its product as uncharacterized. NCBI's taxonomy places the organism in Eukaryota, Fungi, Ascomycota, Dothideomycetes, Pleosporales, Didymellaceae. The transcript has 9 exons. The annotation marks the transcript as partial. The record is from RefSeq and is a predicted model, not a curated record.